This is a messenger RNA of Paramecium sonneborni, 685 nucleotides long. Lineage: Eukaryota; Ciliophora; Oligohymenophorea; Peniculida; Parameciidae. The record is from the annotation of a GenBank genome assembly.
UUUCUAUUUUCUAUGAGGAGUGUGAUAAACUUUUGAAGAUGGGUGUAGAUUGGUUACAUCUAGAUGUAAUGGAUGGACAUUUCGUUCCAAAUCUAACCUUUGGACCUCCAAUCAUCAAGUGUUUGACUUAAAGAUUGCAAAAUCGAACAUUUAUUGAUUUACAUUGUAUGAUAUAAGAACCAAGAAAAUGGAUAAAGGAUCUCUCAAAUGCAGGUGGCCACUAAAUGACUGUGCAUUAUGAAUCAGAUAUUGGUAAUAUUGAAGAAUUGUCAUAAAUGAUCAGGAAUGCAGGCAUGAGACCAGCUCUAGCAUUGAAACCUAAAACACUUAUUGAUCACACUUUAAUAGAGAUUUUUGAUAAAUAAUUAUUUGAUAUGAUUUUGAUUAUGACUGUGGGUAUAAAAUCACCUAAUCAAAGAACCUGGAUUUGGUGGAUAGAAAUUUAUGGCUGAUAUGCUACCAAAAGUUACCUAAUUAAGACAAAAAUAUCCGAAAAUUGAUAUUCAAGUAGAUGGUGGUGUGAAUUGUGAUAAUGUCAUCAGUUGUUAUUAAGCAGGAGCUAAUGUAAUUGUUUCUGGGAGUGGAAGUAUCUCUUAUCUAUUAAUGAAUAGUUGUCAAUGCUAAAGAUCCAUAACAAUCAAUCAAUCAUAUGAAGGAAUGUGGAUGCCAACAUUAUAAAUGGUGA